This is a messenger RNA of Leishmania braziliensis MHOM/BR/75/M2904, 621 nucleotides long. RefSeq lists its product as hypothetical. The transcript has a single exon. Lineage: Eukaryota; Euglenozoa; Kinetoplastea; Trypanosomatida; Trypanosomatidae. Gene Ontology annotation, biological process: ubiquinone biosynthetic process. Gene Ontology annotation, cellular component: mitochondrial inner membrane. The record is from RefSeq and is a predicted model, not a curated record. Bases 1 to 621 code for a protein of 206 amino acids. Gene Ontology annotation, molecular function: 3-demethoxyubiquinol 3-hydroxylase activity.
AUGAGAUCUCUUUUCCAUCCGUCGUUGGUGGUCUUCGGGCCUGUAUUUGCGAUUCCCUUCAAGCAGCAGAAAAUUGACGAAGUUAUCCGCGUCGACCAUGCCGGCGAGGUGGCAGCCGUUCGCAUUGCGAGGCACCAGCUCGAGUGGAUGUCGCCACUGAACGAUGCAUUCCCUAUCGCACAAGAAAUCCUUGAUGAUGAAAUUGUCCAUCAGGAUGUGAUGACUGAGCUUGCGGAGCGGCAUGGUGUGAGGACUACUACGCUUGAUCCCCUUUUUAAGCUUGGGGCGUUUUUAUUGGGAUCUGGGACGGCGGUGCUAGGUAAGGAUGCGAUGAUGUGCUGCCACGCCGCUGUUGAGAUCACAAUUUUCGACCACUAUAAUGAUCAGCUACGUGAGCUCGAGGUUCUCGAGGACAAGUGCUCUGGAAUGAAAGAGAGCGAGGUUGAAAAGAACGCUUGGAGAGAUGUGAAAAACUACAUUGUAAAGUUUCGAGAUGAAGAGAAACAUCACCAGGAGUUAGGAGAACAAAACGGCGCUGACCGAGCACCUGCCUACCCACUUCUUUACAACGGUAUUCGGCUUGCGUGCAAAAUUGGUGUUGCGUUGGCUAAGCGUAUCUGA